GAGAGAGGCUCAGUGUAAGAGAGGCGUCGGUGGAGGACGCAGUGGUGACGAACUCUUUCGAAAAGUGAGAAGAAGACGAAGACUAAGGCGAAGAAGACGAGAUCGCGCGCGCGACGGAAGAGAAUCGAGAGAGCGGAGAGAAAGAGACGAUAAGAUAGGGGAGGGGAGGCGCACACCGACGUCACGAACGAUCCUCUCACGAACGAACGAUCGACUGAAAUUACUGUUUUCAUAUCUCAACCCCGUACCUGUCCCCCUACAUCCCCACGAAACCAUCAGACACUCGUCCACCCUUCUACACCAUUUCUUUCCCCCUCCCCCGAAUCGCACUCGAGUACCCAACCCAAAACACUGUCCCGCUUUCCCUUCAUUGUUUACUUUCAAUCGACCACGAAACGAACACUGAACGAAUAACCGACACCUCGAGCUAUGGCAGCCACCGCCAUGGAUCCAGUCGACAUUGCGAAUAUCCUCGCGCAGGAACUGCUUUAUCAGCAGUUGGUAUCCUUGGACGGUCUGCACAGCGGAGUGCCGACCAGAACGACGCCGACGCUGACGCCGACGACGCUCCGCAGUAUCGAGCAGACGUUCUUGGAGCUGACCAGCGAGUCAGCGUCGCACAGCCGCGAAGCCGGGUUCGUGCCGCCGCUGGUCGAACCAUCGCAGCCGACCCCGGCGCAGACCCAGAACACGGCGGCGCAUCACAUAAUCACGACCAGCGCCGCCCCGGUGGCAGCCAACACCACCCUCGUGGAGUCCCAUCAAACACAGCCGCAGCAGCCAGCCAGGCGCAACAUGGGCGGCAGAAGGCCCACGAGAACGAUCGGGAUGACCCCGGAGGAGGAGGAACGGCGACAGAUCCGCCGGGAGAGGAAUAAAAUGGCAGCAGCGAGGUGCCGCAAGCGAAGAAUGGACCACACCAAUGCCCUGCUAGAAGAGACUGAGGGUUUGGAGCAGAAGAAACAGAACUUGCAGGAGGAGAUCCACCAGCUGCAGCAGGCCAAAGAGGAGCUGGAAUAUAUUUUAGAGGCCCACCGCGCCGUUUGUCGACGUCACUCCGCGUCUCCCCCGGAUGUGAAGCCCGUGAUAAAGUCAGACCUGGCGACCGAGGAUCAAUUCACCGAGAACGAUAACACGAUGGGCAAACAGGACACGUUGAACGCGAACAUGAGACCGAACCGACCGAACUCGUUGCCGGUCGGAUUCGACAACAACAACCGACCGAACUCGCUGCCGAUCUUCACCGAGCCGAAAGAGAGACCGGACACGUUACCGUUCAAGACGGUAGAAACACCGGCAUUCAUGAAACCAUCGAUGGACGUGGCGGGAAUGCCGAUCACAACCCCAACCAGCGGCAUACCGUUCAAUUUCGAGUCGUUGAUGGAAGGCGGCACUGGUCUCACGCCAGUCUCAACGCCCAUGAUCCCGUCCUGCUCGUCGCAGCAGAGGAACAACCUGUCCGCCGUAGAUCUUAGCUCCCCAGAUGCGAAUCCACCGAAGCUGGUGAGCUUGUGACGCCAGGAGGACCUCGAGUACGGAUCAAAUGAAGACGAUCCGGAAUGAAUGGGGUCACGUCUCUUGCUAUUGAUACUUGUGCGGAUUAAUCGUAGAAUUGUACAGAAUACGAGAACGAAGAAACCGGAAGAGAAGGAGAAUGGUGAUGAUGAAGAUGAUAAUGAGGAGGAAGAGGUACCAUGACGCGAAAGGAACCUUGACGAAUUUUUUUUCCACAUCACCCAGUUGUUGCCAUACGUCGACUAUCGCGAGAAAACUAUUGAUCUUGUUGGGCAGUAUUAAACGGGAGACCCUCUGCAACGUAUUUGUCUUUUUCCUUCAUUGUUGCGUGUUCUGCUAGCGAAGAACCGUGCGUUCCCCGCCCAAAACCGGGCAACGCCGCGUAACCGGAUGCAUUUUUAUUAAAACGAUAUUGGAAACAUU
Megalopta genalis is the source of this 1938-nucleotide messenger RNA. RefSeq names its product transcription factor kayak (gene kay). Lineage: Eukaryota; Metazoa; Arthropoda; Insecta; Hymenoptera; Halictidae. Gene Ontology annotation, molecular function: DNA-binding transcription factor activity, RNA polymerase II-specific; RNA polymerase II cis-regulatory region sequence-specific DNA binding. Gene Ontology annotation, biological process: regulation of transcription by RNA polymerase II. Gene Ontology annotation, cellular component: nucleus. The record is from RefSeq and is a predicted model, not a curated record.